Messenger RNA from Aphanomyces invadans, 2685 nucleotides. RefSeq lists its product as hypothetical. The coding region runs from base 29 to 2581 and encodes 850 amino acids. Gene Ontology annotation, molecular function: ATP-dependent chromatin remodeler activity; ATP binding. Gene Ontology annotation, biological process: transcription-coupled nucleotide-excision repair. Lineage: Eukaryota; Oomycota; Saprolegniomycetes; Saprolegniales; Verrucalvaceae. The record is from RefSeq and is a predicted model, not a curated record. Gene Ontology annotation, cellular component: nucleus. The transcript is spliced from 4 exons.
CCGAAAAACAACUUCGGAAGGUCAGCGAAUGAGUAGGACCAAGAUGGACGACGGCAACGAGCGCCACUACCGCCAGAGGCUUGAGGACCUGCAGCUUGCAAGAGACCAAGAACGAGAGCUCAUGUUGGCCGAGGAAGGAGACAACUUCGUCGCGCCAUACGACGAAGAGUUGGAAUGUGGUCUGCACGUACCGCACCGAGUGUGGACAGAGCUGUAUCCACACCAGAAAGAAGGACUUGCGUGGCUGUACACACUUCACCAGGAAAAUGCAGGUGGCAUAUUGGGUGAUGACAUGGGCCUAGGCAAAACCAUACAGAUUUGUGCCUUCUUGGCGAGUCUCAGUAAGAUGAAGGUCCUGCAAACGGUACUUCUAGCGUGCCCAGCGUCGGUGCUAUGGCACUGGGUUCGCGAGAUGCAUAAAUGGUGUCCUGAAAUGCGCGUCGUCCUACUGCAUUCAUCGGGCACUGCCACUUGCACGUACAGCACUUCCAUCAAGAAUGUGUAUGCGAAAGGCGGGAUGAUUGUGACAACGUACGAGAACCUUCGAAGCAAUGCCGAGUACUUGAUCCCCAAGGAAUGGGACUACGUAAUUCUGGACGAAGGGCACAAGAUUCGGAACCCGGACGCGGAAAUCACUCUUGUCGUCAAGCAACUGCGUACGGUUCAUCGCAUCAUAUUGACAGGAUCUCCCAUCCAAAAUCGACUGAAGGAGCUGUGGAGUUUAUUCGACUUCGUCUUUCCUGGCAAGCUCGGGACAUUUCCCACCUUUGAGGACGAAUUCGUCCUACCGAUUCGACACGGUGGGUACGCCAACGCAUCCAAGAUGCAAAUUCUCAUGGCGUACAAGUGCGCCAUGGUGCUGCGCGACCUCAUUGCUCCGUACAUGCUGCGGCGCAUGAAGAAGGACGUGCAGAUCGCAACCGAUCUCCCGAAUAAGAUUGAGCAAAUCAUAUUCUGCAGUCUGACGAGUGCCCAGCGAUCGGCAUACAAGAUUUUUUUGUGCUCGUCCGAAGUUCGAGCGGUGCUUUCCCGCGAAAUCAAACCGUUUCGCGCCCUCACGAUAUUGCGCCACAUUUGCAACCAUCCCGACCUGGUGUCCAACUCGACCGAACACUCAACGACAGCUCCCGAGCACCUGGAUAUCUCUCUCCUCGGCGACGAUUACGGCGCGAUCGAUCAAAGUGGCAAGUUGCAGGUCCUCGAAACGAUUCUGCGAGUGUGGAAAGCGCAAAACCAUCGCGUCUUGAUCUUUGCCCAGCACCGGCGAACCGUCGACAUCCUCGCCAAAAUGAUGAACACACUGCAGUACAACUACUGUCGUCUUGACGGCACCACCACCGUACGCGAGCGGCAGACCCUCAUCGACGCAUUCAACUCGUCCGACAGCAGCAUAUUCGUGUUUCUUUUAACGACCAGGGCUGGUGGAAUCGGCAUCAACUUGACCGGUGCGGACCGCGUCGUAAUCUUCGAUCCGGACUGGAACCCCAGUACUGACAUGCAAGCGCGGGAGCGGGCGUGGAGACUCGGACAGACCAAGCCCGUGACCAUAUACAGGCUCAUCACGUCCGGCACGAUAGAAGAAAAAAUUUAUCACCGACAGCUCUUCAAACAAUACCUCAUGAACAAGGUGCUUCGCGACCCCAAACAGAAGAGAUGCUUCAACCACAACACACUUGCCGACUUGUUUAUCCUAAGUGACGGGUCUGAGCUAACCAAAGAUGAAAAUGGCAACGAAAUGAAGACCACAGGUACAGAAACGGGCGAUUUGUACUUGCACGGGCACGUAGACGUUGCCGCCGAAGUUGCGACGCUGCAGUCACAGCUGGGGGAAUCAGCACGCGUGGAAUCCCGCGCCGUGUCGAGCAAAGACGACGAUGUUGCUUCCAACGACCCAGACGAAGAGGAAGAUGCUGUGGAAGAGCCUCGCGAAGAUUCAGUCGACAACACGGAGAUCCUCAAGGCGCUUAUGGAAGGCGGGUCCAUCAGCGGUGUUUUCAGCCAAGACAGCAUAGAAAGCGACGGUGUGCACAACCAAGAAGCCGACUUGAUUCAAAUGGAGUCCACUAAAGUUGCCCAGAACGCGUUGAGUGCGCUGCGCCAAUCGUGCAGUGCAAUUCGACAGCAGCGGUCCGAUCAGUUUGAAGUCACGUGGACAGGACGCAGUGGAACUGCGGGCAACCCCACGAAGCGGUUUGGAACCAAAGUUGCCCAAGGGAUGAAACGCAAAAUUGCCUGCAACAGUUCUGGACUGGGGCGAAACCACGAAGUGCUCGCCCUCGAGUCGGAGGAGAUGCUGAAGCGGAUCAAAAUGCGGCGGCAGGCUGUGGACACGGGUGUGAAAUACAAAAGCACCACGUCGUCGAAAGAGUCGGUGCAGUAUGGAUCUGUGGACGAGCUGACGAAAAAACUACACUCAUUUCUGGUACGCCACGCCGAUGGAGUACCAACCGACGUGAUUGUCCACAAAUUCUGCGAUGCUGUGUCGCCAAAGGACAAGGAAAUCUUUCGGAAUUUGCUGCGGAAUAUGGCGACGUGCACUGGUAGGGUGUGGCGGCUCAGAUCAGAAUACUCGAUGUCCUGACAUCGUAUCAAACUGUGCUUUUCAUUCAGUCGAGUUGAUCAGCGUUUCUACUUGCUAUUUUCGAUUUCUCGUCACAUCUUCCAAACAAUGUUGCUUCGUUCUGC